AUGAAGAAAAUAAAAAGUAAUUCCACUGUGUCGAAACUCGGAGAAAGCGCCUACAAUGCAUUGGUUUUAACUAAUCAGGUUAGUGGAGACGACAAACGCAUUCUGCAGUACAGCUACAAUCUGGUGAGCGACACGGAAAAAGGUGAAUUUUCGAGGUCGUUCGACGAUUACAGUUGCGGGAAAUUGAAAAGAAAUAGUUCGAUGUUUCGAUCAGAACGAACGAUACCAAACUCGCCAAGCAACGAAGGAAAGCAACUCCCAGAGAAGAAGAAAGUCUUCCGCAGUAUCAGUAACCCAAUAACGGGUCGACGCACUUAUGGCAUCGAGGCAGAGAAAGUUUCAGAACGAUAUAAAGUUAAGGAACGAUUCCCUAGCGAUGGGGCGACGCCAGGCGUUGGCGAAGAGGAUUCCUCAUCACGCGUUUUGGAGGCAACGAUCACGGAAAAUCCCGAAACGAUAAAGAACGAUUCUCGGGUGCUCUCACGCGAAACUCACGCGCGUAAAAUAGGGCUCGGCGAAACAACAAACACUUCCAUCAUGAGUCACAAGCUCAGAAAAAAAGGUGUCUGCGAUACUACAGAUAAUUCACAUUAUCAAAGGCAGUUUUUGCGGGUCUUAAACAAGCGAUUCUAG
This is a messenger RNA of Pocillopora meandrina, 633 nucleotides long. The record is from the annotation of a GenBank genome assembly. Lineage: Eukaryota; Metazoa; Cnidaria; Anthozoa; Scleractinia; Pocilloporidae.